Mesocestoides corti is the source of this 693-nucleotide messenger RNA. NCBI's taxonomy places the organism in Eukaryota, Metazoa, Platyhelminthes, Cestoda, Cyclophyllidea, Mesocestoididae. The record is from the annotation of a GenBank genome assembly.
AUGCAGGUGGAUUACAAAAGGCCGUUCCAGCAAAGCCCAGCUAAGCGAAUGCACUUUAAAAAGGUCGCCCCACAGGCCUUGGCACAAGGCGAACGAGAUGAAAUCUCGAUUGACCUAUCACACGGACUAAACCUUCCUCUUGAAGUCACCUUCAUGCAGGUCACAAGUCACCCUCUAAACUUCCGAAUUAAUUGCAAACGCAGUUUGUUCUGCGUCUGGAGCUGGCAGCUGCGCAGUAAUAACUGGCUCCAUCCUACGCAUGUCAAAUCCUGGCGGAAAAUGCCUCUCUGCAGUGACGCCGACGCUGCCAAGGUGGAGGUGAAGAAACAUGUAGUUGUUUGUCCACGGGGUUGCCUUGUGCAGGCAGGUCCCGUCGUUUGCGAGAGCACGUCCACUCACCACCGUGAUGGUGCGUGGCCUUCCAUAGGGGAAUGCGGCCAAGUGGACGGUGGGCAGCACCAGAUGUGGGCUGCACCUGGAAGGGCAGCUGUUGUGGACGGCGGAACAGAAUCGAAACACAGACGUGGAGGACCAUUUGAGCAAUACCGACCAGACAGGCAAACGACCUGUGGUGUCGUCAGUGAAAAUUCGGAAUCUCGUCAGGACAAAAGUUCCCUGACUUGCUGCUGUUCAGUCUGCAUCGAGUUGACGCACGGUGAUGAUGAUGAUGAUGAUUAUGAUUAUCCUGCUUGA